Molecule: messenger RNA, 294 nt
Organism: Dovyalis caffra
Lineage: Eukaryota; Viridiplantae; Streptophyta; Magnoliopsida; Malpighiales; Salicaceae
Source: the annotation of a GenBank genome assembly
AUGACCCAUUUUCUCGAGCUAACUCACCAUAUUGAACACCAUGAAAUCAUAUGGAACACAUGGAGAAAGGAAACAAGAGCUGCACCAAAAAGCAACAAACAUAAAAGCAAAAAGGCUUUGUCCCCUGGUAUAAUAGGGUCCCAAGUUUGCCAAGCAGCUGGACCACAGAGGAUCUUGUAUCAGACUGUCCAAGAGACUGCUGCAAGCAUUCCUCUUGCCUCUGUCCUCUAUCUUGAAACCCUCAACAUUGGCAAAGUCUGCAUCGUCAACAGCCCCACCUCCCUUUUGCAAUAA